This is a messenger RNA of Topomyia yanbarensis, 2368 nucleotides long. RefSeq names its product ATP-sensitive inward rectifier potassium channel 11-like. Bases 130 to 1953 code for a protein of 607 amino acids. NCBI's taxonomy places the organism in Eukaryota, Metazoa, Arthropoda, Insecta, Diptera, Culicidae. The transcript is spliced from 6 exons. The record is from RefSeq and is a predicted model, not a curated record. Gene Ontology annotation, cellular component: plasma membrane. Gene Ontology annotation, biological process: regulation of monoatomic ion transmembrane transport; potassium ion import across plasma membrane. Gene Ontology annotation, molecular function: inward rectifier potassium channel activity.
CCAAAUAAUCGUUCCUCAAAACAGUCGGCAGUUUAUUUGUGUCGUUAGAAAACCGUCUUUGGAGAUUUGGUGUUUCCUCUUCGGGAUUAGUGAAUAAGCUGGACGAACGUUCCGGAACUUCGUAUACUGAUGAGCUUGGACACGCUCGAGUCCAGUUCAGCCAGCCCGUAUGCCCACGGUAAACAAUGGCGUCGACGGGCAUCGUCGGAGCCCACGAAUCAAACCAAUUGCCGAAACUCCCGCCCGAUGACUAUCGUCAACUACAAUCGGCAGGAGUCAUUUGAUUUGUUCACUUCACCUGGAAGCCCUUAUCACAUUCGGAAACCCGUAGCAGUCGAACGAAACGAGCGUAGCCGAUUAUGGGUAGAACAGCAACAGCGGCAACAACUAAAACCACUUGGUGACAGUGAUUGGAAGGGCAGUCAGGAGUCUGAUAUACAUUUGGACGACACACAUCUCGGUCAUCAUAAUCAUCAUCAUCAUCAACACAGUCAUCAUCAACAGCAUCAAAAGCAUUACCAUCAUCAUGUGCAGCAUCCUAGUACUACAUUCCAUGGAGACGCCGACGAAGCCGUUGGAUUCCACCCACACGAGGAACAAUUGCAAUUUCCUAUAAUCCUGCAAAGUGCUCGAAAUAUGCAACAUAUUCGGCAACGACUGAGGCGAGAUCCCGAGCAUCAAGGAAGGCGUGCCAUUCGAUCAACGCGGGUCAUCAACAAGGCCGGCGAACGGAACGUGUUGUUUCUGCACCUGCCACAGAAGUCGGUCCGGUUUGUAAAGGAUCUCGUCACGACGCUAGUGGAAGAACAAUGGCGCUACACGCUGACCGUUUUCGUACUGAGCUUCGUCAGCAGUUGGAUUCUGUUCGCCAUCCUGUGGUAUCUGAUAGCAUACGCUCACGGGGAUUUGAGUUUCGAUCCGGAAACUGGUAAACGUCUGGGAGACGGCACAUUCCCAUGCGUGGAGGGUGCCACCACGUUCGUGGCGUUUUUGCUAUUCAGUAUUGAAACGCAAGUUUCCACUGGAUACGGCGCAAAAACUCCCACCGAGGAGUGUCCGGAAGCGUUGUUUCUAUUGAUAGUACAAAUCAUAGUCGGUUUAGUAAUAGACGCCGCCAUGGUUGGAAUCGUUUACGCUAAGAUGGUACGACCACCGAAGAAAAUUUCCGACAUGAAGUUCAGCAAAAAAGCUGUGAUUUGUCAGCGCGAUGGGAAGCUUUGCUUCGUCUUUCGAUUGUGUGAUCUCAAGCAUCAGCACGCGAUUGAAACCAAAAUAUAUGCCGUCAUGCUGGAACAGCGCCGUUCCUUGGAGGGGGAACUAAUCGAAAAACACGAAUCGGUCAUGCAGCUGGAGAAUAACGGUCGUAUUCUGCUGAUGUGGCCAGUUACGGUUUGUCAUGUGAUUGACAGCGACAGUCCACUUUUUGACAUCUCGGCCAAGGAUCUUCUACAGAAGCGGUUCGAAAUUGUGGUAACGCUAAGCGGUGGAACAAUGACCACCGGGCAGGUGAAUGAAGCGAGGACAUCCUAUCUACCAGGAGAAAUUUUCUGGGGUCAUCGAUUUGUGAACAUUAUUCAUUACGAUAGGACCCACGACCAUUAUGUUGCCGCCAAUGAACACAUGGAUUCCAUAGAACCUGUGGAUACGCCACUUUGUAGUGCAAGGCGAAUGAAAGAGGUACUUGAUGAAGUGCAACAAUAUAUGGAAAAUGACCGACAGAGGGAGUUUGAUGGAUUGGAAUGUCGAUCAAUAGACGAAGAUGAUGGGCACGAGGAUAGUGAUUCCGAUAAUGGCAUCCAUUUAGAACGACUCAAAGCUACAACAUUACUGCUGAAAAAAGAAACGAACAACUCGAAUCAAGCCAACGGUGAAGUAACAUCUGGGCUAACCUCGGACAAACCAGAACUUCCUUCUUCGGACCUCAAUGAAAAACAGAAAACUAGCGAAUGUUAAUUUGCUUUGUUUAAUUACUUUAUUUUUAUUAAGAACAGAGAUAAUGGUUUAAAAAACUUUUGCCACGCUUUUAUAUAUUUUUAGUCGGGAAAAGUCCAUUGAAUUAUUGUUAGGAUCCUAUGAAGGAUAAACUCUGAAUGCACGUUCUGGUACAAACCCCCCUUUUUGCUUUUUGAAAAAUUUAUUAUGUUCAACUAAAGUAUGCCUAAUAUUUUAAAUGGAAUUUGCAAAAGUUAUCACGUGAGAGUAUUUUGUGGAAAGUGGUGACCAAGGAUGCAAAAUGCCUACCUUUUCUGCGGCUGUAAUUUUUCUGCCUACAUUCUCAUUUCUCUUUCGGCGCUGCUGUCGUUCGCUAGUGCAUGACGCCAAGCGCUGUACGGCAGUCUGUAAGCAAAGCUGUAACAUGACAUAAAAA